AUGAAAAUGUCGAAUUUGAAAAACACAUUACCCCAGGAGGGUAGGACAAUUUGUCCAGAAUCCCUCUCCGCGCAAGCGGGCCGUCCCAUGGAUUCUGGGGGGGACAAAAAUUCGAGUAGGACAGGGGGCGUUUGCCCCGACCUUCAUGAUGACAAGGCGAGACAAAGGGAGGAAGAGGAGAAAAUUAUUGAUGAUUGGAGCAAGAAGAAAAAUAAAAUAAAAAGAACACCCCCGGUGACGAAAUUCACCAUUACACCAAGGGAGGAAAGCGAGAGUAAUAAAGAGGAGGUAUUUAAAUCUUGCACGGACACACCCGUCACACCUUUGACGGGUGGGAACUCUGCGGGUUUUUUCGAAGAAAACGACUUCACGAGUGAUGUGUUCAGUCUCAGCAGUGAGAUGGAAACGUCGGUAGGAGAAUUGGUGGAAAAGAUAGGCGAUGAGGAAAGGGAAUCAAACACAGUAGGAAACACAGAAGGAAACACAGAAGGAGACGACUACAUAAUGUCACUAUAUAGGCUCACAGAACAAAUCACGGAUGACGAAGAAAACACGACAAGGAAGACCAAACGUAAAAGGGUGGAAAGUCCAUACGCAGAGGAAGAAGGGCGAAGAUUGGGAGAAGCCUUUAAAAAAGUAAGGGACAUCGCCGAGAUGUUGACAAAACUUGUUGGUGAAAACUCAAACACAAAGAGGGAGAUUAAAGAGAAUAUAAGGCUACUAGACAGGGCCGUAAAGAAGCUCGGGAAACAUACCGAGGAUUAUGUUGUGAUGGACAAAAGAACGGUCAGAGUAGACCAAGCAACAGUAACCUGCACGACAGGGACACAGACUGAGACCGAGGAGGAAAGGAGGAUGAUCCAGACAAGGGAAUGCCUGAUAGAAGAAAUGGGAGAUAAAAUAAAUGGUAUAGAGGACAUCGAGGGGAUUAUCGGCAGGAAAUGGGGCAGGGAUGUAUUUAAAAAUACAUCAGUGAUAGUAGGGAACCCUGGGAACCCGGAAGAGGACGAGAACUUAGUGAUCGUCUUUGACCCGGAAAGUGAUAGGCAAAACUUCAACAUGGCUGGAAACAAGGAGAUCGGGACAAUAAUCAGCGGGAAAAUGGUGGAAAGAGGUGGCACGGCAUAUCUAAAAAAACAAAAGGAUUUAGAAAUCGAGGGGAGCGCCAACAUCGUUGAGGAGAGGUGCAUAAUAUUUGCAGGAGGAGAUAGCACGGAAGGGGCGGACCGAGCACUAUUUAAAAGCUGCUACAAAAUUAAAGAAGUGAUGCUGAAGAAAAGCAUAAAGAAAACAAGAAUGGUCAUCGACGCCAAAUUCCUCACGGAGAGAACCAGGAAAAUCACAGAAAUAGCUCUUGCAGACACUAACAUCGAAGUGGAGAUGUAUGACAUGGGCAGAAAAAAUGAGGAAGGAUGGAAAGUCGCAAGGAGACCCCCCAAAAGGCUUUUUGAAACACAGGCCCUGAUUAUACAGGCAAAGGGUAAGAGCUAUGCGGACCUCCUCAAAGAGGUGCGCGGAAAAAUCCUACCCGAAGAGGUAGGUGACUCGGUCAAAGACCUUAAAAAAACUAGAAACGGGGAUCUACUGAUUACCCUUAACAAGGAAGAGGAUGUAAAUAAGUUCAAAAAUAUCAUUACUACGAAAAUCAAUGGGGAUCAGGUAAAGAACGCGGGAGACAAUAGAACUCUAAUAUAUAUCAACGACAUGGAUGCGAUAACUACAAAGGAGGACGUGGCAGCCGCCAUAGAGGGAAUCGCACCGGGGGCAGAGGUGGAAGUCAAGUAUAUGAGGGAAACCAUGGGAGGAAGACAAAUGGCAGCUGUGCUGAUGGACGAGGCAGGGGCCAAAAUUGUAGUAAGGGAAGGGAGGGUUAAAAUAGGCUGGUCAAGCUGUAGGGUUAGAGAGAAGAUUACAUUCGAAAAGUGCUUCAAGUGUUGGAAAAUGGGGCACAAGGCCGCAGAAUGUAAAGGCCCAAGUAGGGAAGACAGAUGCAGGAAAUGCGGUGGAGUGGGACAUCGCAUGAGAGAGUGCGAGAACAACAUCCCCUACUGUUGGACCUGCGAGGAGCAGGGUCACACCAAUACCAGAUGCCCCAGGUAUCAAAAGGCACUGAGGGAGGAGAUCAGGAGAGCAAAUUCGAGGUGA
Molecule: messenger RNA, 2145 nt
Organism: Psylliodes chrysocephalus
Lineage: Eukaryota; Metazoa; Arthropoda; Insecta; Coleoptera; Chrysomelidae
Source: the annotation of a GenBank genome assembly